AGGUCCUUUAGGUGGUUUUCGCCGGCCGGUCACGCGUGCGCACGCGUGCCAUGGGUAAAAAGCGGCAGCUGGAUGAUGGAGGUGGUGAAUACAUCGCUCCAAAGGGCUUGGGCUCCAGCGGCCCCCAGGGCGGUUUCGGCCGCUCCCGCGGUGGUGGCGGCGGCGGCGGUGGUGGUGGUGGCCUUGACAUUGACGAGGUGCCACGCCCGAAAAAGACCAAGCCGCAGAACUUGCAGAAGUUGUCCUUCGAAGAGUUAAAUCAGCGAAAGCACGAUCUCAAAAUGGAGGAGAACUACCAUAGCAAUGUCAUGGGCAUCAAAAAGCGCGGGCCAUACAGUGCCAGCGAUGUGCGUGCCAGCUACACGCAGGUCCUGAGAUUUCAGUACCUGCAGAAGGAGGUGGAUCUCGAGAUCGAGCGACGAGAAGCUCGAAAAGAGAGUCAACAAGAAGCCAAGGCCAGAAAGAAGCAGGAGAAGGAGGAAGCCCAACGUGCGGCAAAAGCUGCGCUGGCCGCAGCUCAGGAGGAUUCCUUCGCCUAUGGGCCUGGGGUGGCGCUACCACCGGGUGUGCCAGCCGGGGGCGAUGUGAUGUCCGGAGAGGCCUUCACCUCUUGGAACGACAUGACCAAGAGCGACAGGCCCUACGCCUCGGGACCCUACGGUGGGACCUCCGCGUCCAGCUCCUCCCGGCGGCCGGCCCGGAGUUCCCCCGAGCGUGAGGAAGGCAUGAACUUCUUCCAGCAGAUGACCAUGGCGAAUGCAGGGAUGCAAGGAAUGGGAUCCAUGAACUCCAUGGGCUCCAUGAACUCCAUGGGCUCCAUGAACUCCAUGGGCUCCAUGAACUCCAUGGGCUCCAUGAGCAGCUCUAUCGGCGACGCGGAGCCGAAGAAUCCCAUGGCGUCGAUGGCGAUGAUGAUGCUGGAGACCCAGAAGAAGCUCAAAGAAGCACAGGAGAAGAUGAACAAAGUCUCGGAAAAGACGAGCGGUGGCUCGGGUGGCUUUCAGAUGGGCCAGAUGGGUCCCAUGGGCUGCGGGGGUUGUGGUAGUGGAGGCUGCAGCGGCUGCGGCGGUUGCGGUGGCAACUUCCAAAGCAAUGAACUAAGGGCUGCAGGGCCGGGCUCGGAUUUCAGAGCGUUUGCAACAUCAGCAAGCUGGACCUUUCGUUGGAUGAUAUUUGCCCAGUCAUCAGUUACAGGAUCAGUAGGUCAGUGGCUCACGAGUUCUUGGGUUUUAACUUUAAACUCCCGUACGCUGAGUUCACUGCGAAACUCGGAUUGGUUGGGAAUAACAUGGAUGGAGGGCCCUGGAGAGCUCAAAACUCUGAUGCGGAGUCUCAUAAGACUAUACCAAACAUAUCCACACAUUCUACCCUACCAUCCUCAGUUCUUUUCGGAUUCCACGAGUGUUGGUGCAGCAGGUGCUUUUGAGAAACUACUUGAGUCAUCAAUUCACUUCAUCCCACCUCUUUGUUCACACGUGACUCUUUUCACACACUCCACCUCAAUGACUCAAUGACUCCUGAAAACGACGACCCCUCCACUUCCAGCCUUUUCUACUGGUGCAUCCUUCGAACUUCCACCAGUUGGCUUUGGGUUUCACCUUCCCACCCGAAUCCUGCCCUUGUUCCUAAUAGCUUAUUGUUACUACUAGUAAGGCACUUGUUACUAGAAGCGAUGCACUUGUUUCUAGUAGCUUCCCACCCCUCUCUCCGGCCCUUUCACCGGGGAGAGGCACCGGGGCACGUCCGAGGCUUCGGAUCCCUCCCUGCAGCCUGGAGUGCCCGGCGUUGAGGGCGCCACCGCCUUCCCCCGAGCCAAACAAGAGACGGAACGGGUGGUCCAAACCAUGGAACGGUGAAGCAUCUGGAAGCAUAGAAUGCCAAGUAAGAGAUAGUCGGUCGACCCACAUGGCAGGGCUCUAAAGGCGGCCACCCGUCCAGCUGCGCAUGGACAAAUAUUCUUGAUUGGUGCUUCCAAUAGUCCAGCUGCGCGCGGUUCCUGUCGUCACGGGGUUCUUCCUGGCCG
This is a messenger RNA of Durusdinium trenchii, 2023 nucleotides long. The record is from the annotation of a GenBank genome assembly. NCBI's taxonomy places the organism in Eukaryota, Dinophyceae, Suessiales, Symbiodiniaceae.